Messenger RNA from Ostrea edulis (European flat oyster), 3017 nucleotides. RefSeq names its product inter-alpha-trypsin inhibitor heavy chain H3-like. The record is from RefSeq and is a predicted model, not a curated record. The coding region runs from base 14 to 2743 and encodes 909 amino acids. NCBI's taxonomy places the organism in Eukaryota, Metazoa, Mollusca, Bivalvia, Ostreida, Ostreidae. The transcript is spliced from 19 exons.
UGUUGUGUAAUUGAUGAGAAACAUGAGGACGAUAUCAUGUUUAUGUUUUGGCUUAUCGGUUCUCUGGACUUUAACACAAGCGCAAUAUGUACCAAAGAUCACGUAUCUUCACGUUGUCUCCGAGAUUGACUACCGUUUCUCUAGGACGAUAAUCACCACCAAAAUGGUCAACAAUAGACAAUUUCCUAAAGAAGCUCAGUUUGACGUAGAUUUACCAAAUGAGGCCUUCAUCACUGGUUUCAAACUGACCGUAAGAGGCAUAGACUACCAUGGCAAAGUCAAAGAAAGAGAAAUUGCAGAACGCGAAUUUCAGGCUGCAAAGGCACGCGGCGAAACAACUGGAACUGUUGUAGCAAGCCAACGGAACACGAAUAGCUUCCGGGUAAAGGUCAACGUAGCAGCGAAUGAUGAAGUGAUCUUCGAAUUGACCUACCGAGAGCUUCUGAAAAGAACUAAGGGUUACUACAGUCACGUGAUAUAUCUUAAUCCCGGCCAACUUGUGGAAGAUUUCCUCGUCAGCGUCAUGAUUACGGAAUCCCGAACUAUUACAACCAUUAAGAUACCACCUCUGCAGAAGGGUCUUUUACACGAUGGUCCAAUGGGGAACAACGACCAGACCAGUGUUGAAUAUUUUUCCAAAACGCAGGCGAUGGUCACAUACCAGCCCACUCUGAAACAACAGGCAGAGCUCUCAGAUGGAGGUGUUUCUGGUAAAUUCAUUGUUCAAUAUGACAUUGAGAGAUUCAACGAUGCUGGCGAAAUUCUGGUUAUGGACGGCUAUUUCGUACAUUUCCUCGCCCCUAAAGGCUUAGACCCUAUUCCUAUGGACAUCGUAUUCGUCUUUGAUAAGAGUGGCUCAAUGGAACCUUUGAAAAUUAGCCAGCUUAAGGCUGCUAUGUUCAGAAUUUUAGAUGAUGUAAAGCCCACCGACAGGAUUUCAAUGAUAUCAUUUUCACACUCUGUCCAUGACUGGGGACGUGGAAUGAUACCAGCUGAUAAUACUAAUAUCUUAGCAGCCAAGCAGUUUGUAAAGGAGCAGAUGGCAUUUGGAGGAACAAACAUCAAUCAAGCAAUUACGACGGGACUUGCAGAUUUGAAUAACGCAAAUCAAGGGACCCGUCCUGCCAUCAUGGUUUUCCUCACUGAUGGCAAACCAACCAUAGGAGUAAAAAACCCAGAUAAAAUUUUAGAAAAUAUUUAUGAUGCUAACGAACUUUUUAUUCCUAUUUUUACUCUUGCUUUCGGUAAAGAGGCAGAUUACGAUCUUGUAAGGAAAAUUGCAACUCAGAACUUUGGAUUUGCCAGGAAAAUCUUCGAGGAUGCCGAUGCAGCAUUGCAAAUUGCCGGAUUUUACGACGAGAUCGCUGGGCUUCUGCUGGAAGAUGUUGAGUUCAAAUAUCUAGAUGGAACUCUAUAUGACAGCACGGUUACCGACACAAAGUUUAAGAGCUACUUCAAGGGAACUGAGCUCAUAGUUUCUGGGCACGUCCAAAACAUUGAUAGAUUACAAGAAGGAAUGGCAAUUCAAGGAAAAUCUUAUGGACGUAGAAAUGUCACUAUGAAUUAUCCACCCAAUCAAUGCACAAUACUUCCAUAUAAAGAUGAAGGACUGCCCAUUGGACAAAAACAUCCUGGAAUGAUGGAAAAACUUUGGGCCUACCUGACUAUCAAGCAGUUGUUGGAGAAACGGGAAGCCAUUGAUAUUCUUCAAGAGAUACAGCAGAUUGAAGCGGAAGUUAUACGUAUAUCUCUGAAGUACCAUUUUGUUACCCCACUGACGUCAAUGAUCGUUACACUACCCAAUCAGCAACAAGUUGAACCUUGCACGUGUGGUGCGAUUCCAAAAACAGGUUCUACACAAGGAAUUUCAAACCCUCUUGGAUCCUCGGGUAUACCUGUUCCUCCAAUUCUUCCUGGCCAUGCAUUCAGCAGAGCAGACAUAGACCGACAUCUUGGAUUCCCUCCCGGAGCUUUUGCAAAGAAGAAAGCAAAGAAAGCCAUUUCAGUACCAAAGCGUCAAGGUGGCACUCAGACGAUACAGACAUCAAAACAGACAUCAAAACCUCAAGCAGGUGGACCGAUCCGUCGAAUAAGCCCACGACAGGGUGGUUUUAAAAAUAGAUUCAACAAAAUUGUAAGGCCAAAGACAGUUGCACCGACCCCUAAAAUUUCCCCGUCACAAAGUAGGUCACCAACGCCUACAUUUGUCGCAAAGUUGUCUGGAAUGAUGGACUCCGUGUGUUUCAAUCUUCCGUUAGCUGAGAGGAAAACCUACAACCUUCUAAAAGUAGAUAUGCGUAACAGAGGUUAUAUAUUUGAUGCAACUAUGGGACGGAAAUUAGUGGAUACAUUGAAAGUAAUCCGGAAAAUAAUGAGGCGCCAGAUCCCGAAAACUCUGAGAAAAACGGUAGAGGACGAAAUUGUUCACAGUCAACGUGAGAGGGUUAGCGGCUUGCUAAUAAAAGUCCUCAGCAAAGCAAACGGACUCUUGGUCAACUUUGAAGUAUUGCACAAAAGAGGCAAACCUGGUGGAUUGUUAGGUGUACUACGAAACCUUGGUGCCACAAUAACCAGUAAGACUGGGGGAGAUGCUACAAUAUCCAUGAGCAAUGGUUCUAAUCAAAGAACUGUAACGGCUAAAGAGAUAACAUACAACUCAAGAAGCAAUAAAAAGUGUUGGUUCAUCAAAGAUGUGGACAUGGAGGCUCUUAAUAUUGAUGUCCGUCCUUUUAUUCAGGCUUAAGUUCAUGAUAUAUAGUCCGUGUAUCGGGGUUAUCGGCACGUUAUGUUAGCAUUUGACUAUAUCUGAUCACCACAAGGCAGAAAAACAAAUAUAGUCAAAGAGCAAUAUUUGUAUUCCCGGUUCAUGUUUAUGUGUAUGUCAUGAUCAGAGAAAGGCCAAUUUUUAUUGUUUUCUUUUAGUUGUUUACUUUUUAUAUGUCACUGAGAAAUUCACGGUGACAUGUAUUUUGUUUAUAUAUAACCAUUGUUAUGUGCAAUAAAUACGGUACACUGUU